ACACGAUUUUAAAUGUUCUAUGGGAAAUAAUUGUCGGUGUCGGAGGGGAGAGAAUCGUCCGUUGGUAUCCAUCUCGCCGUCAAACCGCUUGCAUAGCGUUACCGGUCACUCAGCAACAUGGUGCCCUCGGAGCGAGCCGCGCACUACAGUGCCACCGCGAUCCUCAAACGCCUCUCCUUACAAUCGUAUAGCACGUAUUCCUUAGUACGUAUACCCUCGCAUUCAUUCAUCGCCGCCCUAUAUCCGCCCUGAGACGCGUCGCGCUGUAAAUAGUAUCCGCCCAUCAGUAUCACUCGAGACGAGUCGUGUUCCCCGCGGAUCUUAGUCACCAGUUACGUCUCUCGUCUAUCUGUCACGGGACGCUUGCUCGCUCUCCUAAUAAAUUAGUAUGCGGGGAUACGAAACGCGAUGUUCGGUUCACCGCAAUUACCAGAGAAAAAGACCAGUGAUAAUGAGUACGUUCAUAUCCGAUGUCUCAUUGCUAACUUACACAAACCUAGGAAUGUGUCUCGGCCACCCGCGUCUUUGGAGUCCGUCCUGGAGACGGGAACACCGUCGGACAGAGAGUGCAGUCCCUCCGCUUCGGAGAUAUCGGAUAAAACUAUUAGGUCUGAACAUUCUGAUACAGCACAAGUGAGUGGUGGAGAAGAGGAACCGCCGACGCGUCGAGCUAAAAGCAACAGCAUCGCGGUAGCUACUCUGAUGCCACCGUCGAUACACAACAAGAAACGGCGACCUUCCUUUCUGCACUUGAACGUCGGGGGCGGUAACGAGCAUUUCGGCCCGUUCAGCGCGGGGACGCAUCUCAACGUGCCGCGCUUCACGGUGACGGCGCCCCCAGGGGAAGGCCACGGCCGCCGCCUCAGUCAUGGAUUCCCGUUUCAUGGUUUUGCUCUUCGUCGCCACUCUAACAUGAGCCUCCAUCGCAGCGAGUCGAUGGUGUCGCUUGCGUGCUUCAAAACGCUCUCCCAGCUGAUCAAUAACGAUGGCAACGAAUUGCAGAACUUCCUCGCCGCCAACAAAAACAUCAAUGUCGACGACAGAGACGAGAAUGGUUCGACGGCGCUCAUGUGUGCGAGCGAGAAGGGCCGUGUCGACGCGGUGCGGCUGCUCGUUGGCGCGGGCGCGGACGCGUGCGCUGCGGACACGGACGGAUGGACACCGCUAGCGUUCGCGGCGCGCGCGGGUCACCUGGCCGUCAUCAGGGAGCUUCUGGACGCCGGCGCUGUAGUGGACUCCAGGGAUUGUGGAAACUGGACACCUCUUAUGUGGGCUGCAUACAAGGGACAUGAAGAAAUAGUUGGUUUGCUGUUGGAGAAAGGUGCUGAAGUACAUGCACAUGGGAACUUUAAUAUCAAUUCGCUAGUAUGGGCGGCGGGACGGCACCACAGCGGCGUGGUCGCGCGGCUGCUGGCGGGCGGCGCGCGGCCCAACUCGUGCGACAAGUACGGCACGUCCGCGCUCACGUGGGCGGCGCGCGCGGGCGACGCGGCCGCGUGCGGCGCGCUGCUGCGGGCCGGCGCCGACCCCAACACCUCGGGCAUGUACUGCUGGACGCCGCUGCUGCAGGCCGCGCAAGGUAACCACUUCGAAAUCGUCCAAAUGCUACUCGAAUACAAGCCCAAUGUGAACGCUUUAGACAAAGAUGGGUGCACCGCUCUGGCGAUAGCUUGUAAGGAGGGAUUCUAUGAUAUCGCAUUGGCACUUAUUAAUUCCGGUGCUUAUAUUAAUGUCCAGGAUCACUCGAAAGACACACCACUUAUACAGGCAGUGAAGGGCGGAUAUAAGAACAUAGUGGAGGCUCUGUUAAAGAAACACGUAGAUGUAGACCUGCCAGGGAAAGAGAAGAAAACCCCAGUGUACACCGCGGUGGAAAAGGGCCAUGUGGCCAUAUUGAAAUUGCUUUUAGCUUCAAAUCCAGAUCUAGAACAUUGUACUAUAACAGGUGACACGCCAUUGCUGCGCGCAGUGCGGUCUCGUAACGCGGAAAUGGUGGCUCUCUUGUUGGAGCGCAAAGCACGAGUCAAUGUCGCUGACAACCGCGGGGAUACGGCCUUGCACGUAGCUAUGCGGGCGCGGUCUAAGCAUAUAGUUGAAAUACUCUUAAGGAAUCCGAAGAAUAGUCAAUUAUUAUAUAAGCCAAACAAACAGAAUGAGACGCCAUACAAUAUAGAUAUGAGUUACAACAAGACAAUACUGGGGCAAAUAUUUGGGGCACGCAAAUUGAAUACGAAUGAAGAUAAUGAGAAUAUGUUGGGGUAUGAGUUGUAUAGUGCAGCGUUGGCAGACAUGUUGUCUGAGCCGAGUUUGUCCGUGCCAAUAACAGUGGGAUUGUACGCGCGAUGGGGAUCCGGGAAGUCGUUUUUGCUCAAUAAACUUAAAGAGGAGAUGAAGAAUUUCGCGCGGCAGUGGAGCGAAACAGGCUGGUCGUGGUCGUGGGCGGUGUGGUGGGGCGCGUGGCACGGCGCGCUGGCUCUCGCCGCGCUGGCCGCCGCGCUGGGCGCGCCGCCGUACGUCGCGCUCGCGCUCUGCUUCGCGAUAUUCGCCGCUAUGUACCUGGCGCUGUACGUGCUGUGGUACUGCGGGCACAGGUACGAGUGGUGGUGGACUGCCGACGUGCUGUCCGCGAUGGGAAAGCGCUUCAGUUCACUGCUGCUAGUGCUACAAGUAGUAUUUUGCCAUCCGCCAGGACCUAACGACCCAAGAGCCCUUCCUGCUACUCCUAUAAGAUUCCACUUUACGGAAGGCAUGAAGAGCGGCGGUGGGCAAGAGAGCGAAGCAACCCUGGUGCAAAUGCUAGCUAGUCUUGCGGAGGCGCUCGAAACCCAAUACGGACGUGUUUGCACGAGAUUGGCCCGCGCCUUCCGGCCAAGACCUGUGUCCUCUACUUCAGGUUGGAGGUGGCGACGGGCGUGCUGCAUUCCACACAUAGUAACGUUUGAAAUCAGCUUUACGUGCAUUUUAUUGGGGCUGUGUAUUCUUGUGAUAUACCUCACCGACACGGAUGCAGACGCAUCGCGCCGCGAAGUCCAACAAUGGUUGAUGAUAGCGGCUUGUGCUGUGGGUGGAGCGCUAGUGCUAGCGAACGCGUGCACAGCCGGGCGGGCGCUAGCUGCGCUGGCCGUGCCGCCCCGCGCGCGCCUCGCCCGCCGCGCCCGCCGCGCGCACCACGCGCACGUGCUGGCGCUGCGGCCGGAGGUGCAGGCGCUCACACACACGGUGUCUUGUCUGGACGCAUUCACGGGCCAGCAAACCCGUCUAGUGGUGGUCGUGGAUGCCCUGGACAGCUGCGAACAAGAGAAAGUGCUAGCUCUACUGAACGCCGUGCAUGCGCUGUGUUCCGACCCCAAGAGCCCCUUCAUACUACUGCUGGCCAUCGAUCCGCAUAUUAUCAGUAAGGCAGUAGAAAUAAACAGUCGCCGCGCGCUGUCCGAGAGCAACAUCGGCGGGUGGGACUACCUCCGCAACAUGGUGCAGCUGCCCUUCUACCUGCAGAACUCUGCACUACGCCGGGUCAAGAGCGCACAGCAGUCUGCCGCUAAACGCAUGCAGACUAUCGCGGCUGAUGACUUCUCUACCUCGCUGCAACGCUCCGUAUCAGCACGUCGUCUCUCAUCCACCUCCGAGCUGAUGUCCAGCCAGGAGCGCAUAAAGACACAAGCUACCAAAGAGAGUGUCCGUCGUCUCCGCCCGUCCGAGUCGAUCGCGUCGUCAGUCGCGUCCGGGCUGCACCGCGCGCCGGUCGCGCCGGCCGGAGCUGCGGACCUCGGCCGCGUGCUGCUGACGGACGAUUACUUUAGUGACGUCAAUCCCAGGAGCAUGCGAAGGUUGAUGAACGUGCUGUAUGUUACCGGGCGUUUAUUAAAAGCAUUUCAAAUUGAAUUCAACUGGUACCAGUUAGCGUCAUGGGUGAAUCUCACUGAGCAGUGGCCGUUCCGCACCUCAUGGAUCAUCUAUCAUCAUGAGACAUACGAAGAGCAUAUAGAUGACUCGACUUCGCUUAAACAUCUUUAUGAUAAGGUUAAACCCCUCAUGAGUGGUCUCCGUGAAGCCGGAACACUUAUGGAGCUCGAUCGCGAUGAACGCAAGUUAGAAGUCUUCUUGAGCUUCCACCGCGCCACGCUCACAGCUGCAGACCUUAAGAUAUUCUUGCCUUUUACUAUCAACCUGGACCCGUAUAUAAAGAAGGUUAUCAAAGAGGAACACUUACAGUCGGGCAUAGAAGAGGACUUAGGUGCGGGUGGUGCGGCGCCGUAUCACCCAGCGUCACAUAGCAGGCAUCUGCAUUCCAAGCUUUUACUAAGGAAACAGAAAGUGCAGCCCGUAGCUCCAACACCCCAACAGCCAGCCCAGCAGUGGGCGGCGUGGGCCCAAACCAGCGGGAACACCUUGUCGCCCCCGCAGGCCCCGCCCACACCGUACCAACCGAAUCAGAUGCCUGUGGUCGCUGCGAACCCGUUGGUCUUGCUCAAAACAGCUUUUCCGGGGAUUGGCGACGUGUCGACCGUGCGGCUGUCGACGCUGACGGUAGAGCGCGUGUGCCGGCUGGUGCGCGACGCGCUGGGCGCGGGCGGCAUGGCGGCGGCCACCGCGCUGCAGACGCACCGCGUGUGCGGCCUCGUGCUGGCCGUGUGCCGCCUGCCCGACCUCAAGCCGAUUCUGGAUUUACCUUUUGGCGAUUGGGAGUUGUUUAAAAUGUUGAUAAUGAAUCUACGUGAACUGGAAUCCACUCUACCAACCACCACUCCAUCUGUCACAGUUAUACCAGAUAAGUUAGGCGAUGCAGAAACAGACUCAGUGAAACCUAGACCAGUACUCGAACACCAAAGAAGCCGACAAACUAAUGUGGAAAAACAGCCUUAUGCGGAAUAUCAGGUGACGCUCGAAGAGCAGAUGAUAUGCGGCGCGCUGCAAACGCUGAACGAGGAGGCGAUGGAGGACGUGCUGCACUCGGAGCCGUCGCACCCAGGUGAGCCGCACCUGCGCCCCGUCCGCGAGCUGGCCGCGCGCACCACCCCCACCUCCUCCACGUCCCCCUCGCGCUCCCCCUCCCCCUCCCGCUCGCCCGCCCCCGCGCGCCCCGCCUCCGAGGAGGAGCUGCGCCGUGACGUCAUCGUCAACAUGGCGGACGACGUGUUCCUCUGAGCGGCCGUUGACCCGCGCCCAAACGGUUGUGCCCGUCUUCCCAGUCUUCCCGCCGAUUCCGCCUUGCGUUCACUGCGCGUAGGACGUAGGAGUUGCCGCGUUAACCUUAUGUAACUCUGUACGAAACGGGAUCCAUUUUAAUUUUGUCUAAAAAGUUUUAAAUUAAGUAUAUGGUUUUAUUUGUAUUCACUUUUCGAUUAAUGGUUGUCACAUUUUUGAUGAUUGGCCGUGGAUCCGAAUUCGAAUGGAAUUUUGCUUACUAUUUAAUAAGCGAUUUUAUUUUUGUGCCAAACCGCAUGCCACUUUGAGUUAUUUACGUACAUACAAUGUACAAUGUUUGUGCUAAAAUUUUUAACAUCAAAUAAAAUUAUACUGUAAUCAAAGAAGAACCAGGAAUUUAAAUGUAUACGUUCUAAUAAAUUUAUAAAUCAUAUAAUAAAAACUUUAUUUUUUAAAUGAAAUGUAAUAACUAAAAUUGUAACUUCGUUAGAGAUUGUAAAGUAGAAUCACUAUUUUUUAUAUAAUGUUGUUUUGUGAUACUUAAAAAGUACUUAAACACUUAAAAUCUGCCAAACACACUUAUUAAUACUGUUAUUUCUCAGCUUAUUUAUCACAAUAAAUGCAUGUAAUUUGCUUAGUUUAAGUAGUGAAAUUUUCAACAAAGCUUCGUUUAAUUCAUUUUGCAAUGUUUUUGAAGCAUUCCUAUUAAUUUUAAGUAUUACGUAGUAAGUUAUUAGUUAAAAAUUGAUUCAAAUCGGCUGUGCUUCAUUUAGUGAAACGUGCAUGCUCUAAGCACUACACAAAUUAAUAUUUAAGAAACAUUAAAAUAUCCCGUUGUGCCAUUGUAAAAUACAUUUACAUUAAAUGAUUGUAAUAAUAUACAAUGCAAUUUGAAAUUUUUCGUUUUAAUUUUUUUUAUUGUAUACUCGAUAUGACAAAAUUUGUAAUAACAUAUUAUGAUGUACAUCAUUUAUUGUAUAUCGUCGUGAAUAUUGAUUAUCCAGUAGCCGCACUAGCUUUAACUUCGAAUCGUAAGAAACUCGUCGGUCGAGCCGACUGUCGCCUUCCCUAGUAUUAGUCGCAGUAGAUCUGUAUUCGCAUACAUAUCAUACGGUGUUUUAGCGUAGUACAAUGGAUCUUCCACGAUUAUCAUUCCAAUCGAAAUAUUUAUUGAAUUUGGAGAAAAUAAAGAGUGAAAAUUUAA
Molecule: messenger RNA, 6349 nt
Organism: Colias croceus (clouded yellow)
Lineage: Eukaryota; Metazoa; Arthropoda; Insecta; Lepidoptera; Pieridae
Gene: Arms
Product: kinase D-interacting substrate of 220 kDa B
Exons: 26
Coding region: 409-5145 (1578 amino acids)
Molecular function (GO): protein binding
Source: RefSeq, a predicted model, not a curated record